UUUCCAGCCUCAUUAGCACCUCUGGCAGGGCUGGCAGCCGCUCCUGGCCGCCCGCCCGGGAUGUAACGGGUCGGCACCCGGCAGGAUUUAUCUCCUGGGGAUGGGAUGUCCUGUCCAGAGCUUGCCCCGGGCUGGAGAUGUGGCUCGGGGGGGCUGAGGAUGCUCCGGGCUGGGCCAGCCGCCGAAAUGGGGAUGUUCUCGGCACAGAGCUGCUGGUUUGCUGCUGACUGAGCUCAGAAAUGCGCCUCGGGUGGAAGAACACACCAUCAAUGCUAACAUACAUCCUAAACGCAUAAAUACCCCUUAAACGCUUCUCUCCUGCAAAAACCUGAGUCCUGCUCGGAGGGGGCCGAGGGGAAACUGAGGCAGCACCCGGAGCUGAGCCACAGGGGCAAUUAGCCCCAGGGUAAUUAACGCUGCUCACCCAGGGCGGGGCCCUGCCGUGGAGGGGGGUCCAGGCUCAUCCAUCACUCGGCUGGAUCCAAACUGGGGCGUUCCGAGGGCUCCCCAGAGCGGGGAGGGGGGAUCACCGUGUGCUUUGGAGGGGACACGGGGACAUUCCAUCCCUCUCUACACCCAGCCCGGCUGUGCAGCUCCUAGGGACGCUCGGGGUUGGGGUCCCAGCGCAAUCCCCCCCCCCAGCAGCAGCCCCCCGGGCAGCGGGCGAGGGGGCCCAGCCUGGGGCAGGCUCCGCGGGCGCUUUGCAGCCGGCUUGGCCGUCCCUCCUCCAGCCGGGAUUUGCACACGAAUCCCGGCUCUUCACACGAGCCAAGGCCACCGGCUGCCACCAGCGCCGGCCACACGCCGGGGUCACCCUCGCCGACCCCCCCCGGGCCCGGAGGACGAUGGCAGCGGGCGACGAGAAGCGGCACCUCCUGAGCGAGGGCGCCGGCGGGUGCUACGCGGGGGGCUGCGCGGGAGGACGGGCAGAGCGCGGCGCAGGGACAGGAGCCGGCCCUGGAGCUGGGGACACGGCGGGGGCAGCACUGCCACACGCGGGGACACGGCGGCCACCCCGGCCAGCAGCAGCGGGCGCGCAGGAAGCUCUACCUGGCCGCUGGCAUCUGCCUCUUCUUCAUGGUGGGGGAAGCCGUGGGCGGGUACCUGGCACACAGCCUGGCCAUCCUGACGGACGCUGCCCACCUGCUGACGGACUUUGCCAGCAUCAUGAUCAGCCUCUUUGCACUCUGGGUGUCCUCACGCCCCCCCACCAAAACCAUGAACUUCGGAUGGCACCGGGCAGAGAUCCUGGGAGCCCUGCUCUCCGUGCUCUCCAUCUGGGUGGUGACGGGGGUCCUGGUCUACCUGGGGGCCCAGCGCCUGCUCUCGGGUGACUACGACAUCGAGGGUGGGGUCAUGCUCGUCACCUCCGCCUGCGCCGUGGCCGUCAACAUCGUGAUGGGGCUGGCUCUGCACCAGACGGGGCACGGGCACGGCCACGGGGCAGCGGGAGAGCAGCCCAGCGCCAGCGUCAGAGCCGCCUUCGUGCACGUGCUGGGGGACCUGCUGCAGAGCCUCGGCGUCCUCGUCGCCUCCUACAUCAUCUUCUUCAAGCCCGAGUACAAGUACGUGGAUCCCAUCUGCACCUUCCUGUUCUCCGCGCUGGUGCUGGGCACAACGCUGACCAUCCUCCGCGACGUCCUCCUCGUCCUCAUGGAGGGGACCCCCAAAGGGAUGGAUUUCAACGCCGUGCGGGAGACGCUGCUGGCGGUGCGGGGCGUGGAGGCCGUGCACAGCCUGCACAUCUGGGCUCUGACCGCCGCCCAGCCGCUGCUCGCCGUGCACAUCGCCAUCAACGCGGCUGCCAGCGCGCAGGAGGUGCUGGAGGAGGCCAGCUCCCGGCUGCAGGGCGCCUUCCGCUUCCACAGCACCACCAUCCAGGUGGAGAGCUACUCCGAGGAGAUGCGGGACUGCCGGGAGUGCCAGCCCCCCCGCGACUGACUGGCCAUGUGCGGCAAAUAAAGCAGAGCACGCGGGGCUGCGCGGGGA
Motacilla alba alba is the source of this 1989-nucleotide messenger RNA. RefSeq names its product solute carrier family 30 member 2 (gene SLC30A2). Gene Ontology annotation, cellular component: plasma membrane. Gene Ontology annotation, molecular function: zinc ion transmembrane transporter activity. Bases 1078 to 1941 code for a protein of 287 amino acids. Gene Ontology annotation, biological process: zinc ion transmembrane transport; response to zinc ion. The record is from RefSeq and is a predicted model, not a curated record. Lineage: Eukaryota; Metazoa; Chordata; Aves; Passeriformes; Motacillidae. The transcript is spliced from 8 exons.